AUAAAGGCAGCCGCGGUGGCGGUGGCGGCGCAGAGCUCCGGGCGCCCGGCAAACAGCUCUCUGGGACCUCAGGAGGCUCCCGGGACACUGAUUGCAGCGGCGCCAGCCGGGCGCUAGCUUCCUAGGCCAGGCUUGCCAAGUGACAUUCCUCCUUUCUUUUUCUUUUUCUUGACUUUCUGAGAUGAUGGUUUGGGGCCGAGUAGCAGCUGCCCGGCUGUUGGUCGCCCUAGUAGUGGCGACUCUUUGCGACCACCCUCUGCUUGGGGUGAGCGCCACCUUGAACUCGGUGCUGGUCAAUUCCAACGCCAUCAAGAACCUGCCCCCUCCGCUGGGCGGCGCUGCAGGGCACCCAGGCUCCGCGGUCAGCGUGGCGCCGGGAAUUCUGUACGAGGGCGCGAACAAAUAUCAGACCAUUGACAAUUAUCAGCCAUACCCGUGCGCAGACGACGAGGACUGUGGCACGGACGAGUACUGCGCUAGUCCUAUCCGCGGAGGGAGCGCUGGCGCCCAAAUAUGCCUUGCCUGUAGGAAACGCCGAAAACGCUGCAUGCGCCACGCUAUGUGCUGCCCCGGGAAUUACUGCAAAAAUGGAUUAUGUAUGCCUUCUGACCACAAUCAUUUCAAUCGAGGGGAAGUCGAGGAGACUAUUAUUGAAAGCUUUGGUAAUGACCACAGCACCUUGGAUGGGUACUCCAGGAGAACCACACAGUCUUCAAAAAUGUACCAUACCAAAGGACAAGAAGGUUCUGUCUGUCUUCGAUCAUCAGACUGUGCCACUGGGUUGUGUUGUGCUAGACACUUCUGGUCCAAGAUCUGUAAACCUGUCCUCAAAGAAGGUCAAGUGUGUACCAAACACAGGAGAAAAGGCUCCCAUGGGCUGGAGAUAUUCCAGCGUUGUUACUGUGGAGAAGGUCUGUCUUGCCGGAUACAGAAAGAUCACCAUCAAGCCAGUAAUUCUUCUAGGCUUCACACCUGUCAAAGACACUAAACCAGCUGUCUGAUUGCAGUGGACUCCUUUUAUGUAAUAUAUGCUAUGAAAACCUAUUAUGACUUUUUUAGUUCAAUCCUAAGGAUAUACAAAUUCUGUGAUUAUAGUUAAGCAUUCCAAUAAUACCUUCCUAAAAUCUGGAGUGUAAGAACUUUGUUUCUUUAUGGAACUCCCGUAAUUGAUUGCAGUAAAUUACUGUGUUGUAAAUUCUCAGUGUGGCACUUACCUGUAAAUGCAACAAAACUUUUAAUUAUUUUUCUAUAGGUGCUGCAUUGUCUAUUGUUUCUCCUGUUAUGUAAAUUUUUGUACACGUUGAUCGUUAUCUUGACUGAUAAAUAUUCUAUAUUGAGUUGAAAUAAAUAAUUUCUAAAUGCAUACCCCUCUCCCCUUUUAAUUCUAGAGUCUAGAAUGAAUACAAGAAGCUCUCGGAAUGACAGAUGAUAGGUACUUAAAAUUUAUCACGAAAAUACUAGCUUAGUUCUUGCAAUUUGCUCUCUCAGGGCUUAGAUUCUAUUUAUCUUUAGGCUGUGAUAGACCUAGGAAUAAAAUUUAACAUUUAGUACUCUGAAAUGUUACAAGUAUAGAU
Molecule: messenger RNA, 1574 nt
Organism: Orycteropus afer afer
Lineage: Eukaryota; Metazoa; Chordata; Mammalia; Tubulidentata; Orycteropodidae
Gene: DKK1
Product: dickkopf WNT signaling pathway inhibitor 1
Biological process (GO): multicellular organism development; negative regulation of canonical Wnt signaling pathway
Cellular component (GO): extracellular region
Molecular function (GO): co-receptor binding; receptor antagonist activity
Source: RefSeq, a predicted model, not a curated record